This is a messenger RNA of Darwinula stevensoni, 558 nucleotides long. The record is from the annotation of a GenBank genome assembly. Lineage: Eukaryota; Metazoa; Arthropoda; Ostracoda; Podocopida; Darwinulidae.
AUGGCGAAUCUAAGACACAAUCCAGUGGCUUCGGUCUGGGCCAUCUUGUUCGUAUUCUCCAAGGUCAUCGAGCUGGGAGACACGGCGUUCAUCGUCCUCCGGAAGCAGCGUUUCCUCUUCCUUCACUGGUAUCAUCACAUAACUGUGCUCUUGUACACGUGGUACUCCUGUGCGCAGGGAGUCCCCACGGCCCGCUACUUCAUCAACCUGAAUGCUCUAGCCCACGCCUUCAUGUAUCCCUACUACACCGCACGAGCAGCGAAGGUCCACGUCCCCCGCCGCCUCGCUAUGGUCAUCACCCUCUUCCAAAUCACCCAGAUGAUCUUCGGCAUCUAUGCCAACGCCUACGCCUACUUCGCAAAGAAGGCCGGCCUCCACUGCGAGACCCCAUGGGAGAAUAUCUACAUAUCCGCUCUCAUGUACCUCUCCUACUUCCUGCUCUUCCUCAACUUCUUCGUCGACGCCUAUCUCAGACGCACCUUCAACAAGAUGAAGACCUCUGCCGCCAAGGGCAAGGACAUCGGGGAAGAACUCACGGAUUACCUCAAAAUCAAUUGA